This is a messenger RNA of Rotaria sp. Silwood1, 1227 nucleotides long. The record is from the annotation of a GenBank genome assembly. NCBI's taxonomy places the organism in Eukaryota, Metazoa, Rotifera, Eurotatoria, Philodinida, Philodinidae.
AUGAAUCGUUCACCUUUAAGCGAUUUUAAUCGUCGACGUAGUUUAUUUGAUUCACCAAAUUUUAUACGUUUUAUUAAUAAAACUUUACAUAAUCAAGAAAAAAUUGAUCCUAAUAUAAAUUCUCAAAAUUAUUCUUCAUAUAAUAAUUCUAUUGAAAAACAUCGUAUAGCUAGAACAAGAAAAUUAACAAAUAUGAAUGAACAAUCACCUUUACAAUUAAAUCGAGGUAUUAUUCAAUUAAGUCUUAUUACUUCAGAUAAUCAUUUAACUGUAAAAAUUAUACGAGUAAAAGGUAUAAAUCAACAUUCAACAAAUAUUUUAAUUAAAAUGACUUUAAUACCUGAUCGUAAACCAUUAGAAUGUAAUACACGUGCUGUACCGAAUUUAAAUAGUUCAGCUAUAUUUAAUGAAAAAUUUACAUUUGAAAUAAAUAAUGAUGAUUUACAUAAACGUUUAUGUUUUUCAAUAUAUAAUUAUCAACAAGAAAAAAAUGAUAUGCAAUUACAAGGUUGUUUAUCAUUUGGAAUUAAAAAUACAUUAAAAAAACAACUGAUUCAUGGUUGGUAUUAUAUUUUACAAGAAGAUGUUGGAGAAUUACGUCAUAAACACGUACCUGGUCAUGGAGAAAAACAUGUUACUUCAAUUAAUCGUGAUAUAGCAGAUUUAGAAGAACAUCAACUUAUUAUAUCCCGUGGUAUCAAUGAUUCAUUUGGUUUUACAGUUGUUGGUGAUAGUCCAACAUUUGUUGGCAAAGUAACGGAAAAUAGUCCAGCAGCUCGAUGUGGUCUUAAACCAGGUGAUUUUAUUGUUAAAGUUAAUGGACAAAAUGUUUCACGUGGACAUCAAAAACCUGUAUCAAAAUUAAUUAAACAUUUAAAACAUUCAGUUACAUUAGAUAUUCAUCGUUAUCCAAAUGGACCUCCAAUACGAACAACAAAUCGUGAUAUCCAAUCAUUAUUAUCAUCAACAGGUACUGUAUCAACAGAAGAUUCAUCAACAGGUAGUGAUUCAUCAAUAUCAUAUCCUUCUCAUCAUUUUAAACAAAUAUCAUCAUCAUCAAAUUCAAAUCGAAACUUUGUUGAUCUUGCACAAUUAGGACAUUAUGUUGAACCAAAACCAUUAAUACGACAAGCAACAGGAUCAUCAUCAACAGCGCAACCAUUUUAUGAAAUGACAAAUUCAUCCAUGUUAGCUGUUAAAGGUUCACCAACGAAUACAUUUGUUUAA